Messenger RNA from Fusarium mangiferae, 834 nucleotides. RefSeq lists its product as uncharacterized. The record is from RefSeq and is a predicted model, not a curated record. Gene Ontology annotation, cellular component: intracellular anatomical structure. Gene Ontology annotation, molecular function: oxidoreductase activity, acting on NAD(P)H, oxygen as acceptor. Bases 1 to 834 code for a protein of 277 amino acids. The transcript is spliced from 2 exons. Lineage: Eukaryota; Fungi; Ascomycota; Sordariomycetes; Hypocreales; Nectriaceae.
AUGGCUACAGACGCUCUCCAAGAUGUCCGUCCCAUGUUUGAGCUCCGCGAACGAAACUACAUCGUCACUGGUGGAGCUCAGGGCAUUGGUUUCGCUUGCACGCGAGCCAUUUGCGAAAUGGGCGGCAAUGUUGCGGUGUUAGAUAUCCAAAAAGAGCCUACUGCCGAGUUCAACACGUUGAGUGAAAAGUUCUCUGCCAAGACUGUUUACAUCCAAACGGAUGUCACGUCACAGGAGAGCAUCAAUGCGGCUUUCGACAAGGUAUUGAAGGAGUUUGAGACUAUCGACGGUGUUGUACCCGCUGCGGGUAUCGCUAUUGAUAAGCCGUUCCUGGAUCAGACCUGGGAGGAGUUUACCCGCAUCCAAGACAUUAAUGUACGAGGAACAUUCUUUGUGGCUCAACUUGCGGCCCGCCAGAUGGUUAAGCAAGGCACAGGCGGAAGCAUGGUCCUCCUCGCCUCCCAGUCCGCACACAUCGGCCUUCCCGGCUACCGCAUGGCGGCAUACAACGCCUCAAAGGGCGGUAUCUUCAUGCUUUCCAAAGCCUUGGCCGUCGAGUUAGCACCAAAGGGUAUCAGGGUGAACACCAUCUCUCCAGGAUUUGUGGAUUCUGAGAUGACGCGGACUGUUCGUGAGCUUAAGAGUAAGAGGGAGGGAGAACAAAUGUGGUUGGCGCCACCGAAUCAGAGGUUGAGUACACAAAAUGAUCUUACAGGGGCGGUUAUUUACUUGCUGAGCGAUGCGGCGAGACAUACUACGGCAGCGGAUAUUCCGAUUACUGGCGGAUUGCAUGCUGGUACUAUUGAUGGAUUGAUUAGUUAUGAGAACAACUAG